AUGCUCCUUUGGAUUGACUCACCUAAAAAUGAUCCACAGCUAACUGAAGAAGUUCAAACAAAUUAUCCUCCAUUAGAAAUCAAUUUUCAACCAACUUACCAAGAUGCACGAAAAUAUUUAAAUGACAACGCAUGUGACAUACGAAAACGAGAAAUAUUUAUUACUAUAUGUCGAGCUUAUUAUACAAAAGAAUCAAAAUGUUUUACAGAUGUUGUGCAACUUUUUCGCGAUCUGGGCAUCGGAAAUAGACCUCUAGCAGUUUAUACUUUAAGUACAAUAACUUUAUUGGAAAAAACACCAGAUCUUCCAACAGGCAUUGAGAUUUAUGACAAUCCAGAUGAUUUAUUUGCAUUUAUAAGUCGGUAUCUGGCAAAAACAAUUUAA
Messenger RNA from Rotaria sp. Silwood1, 384 nucleotides. The record is from the annotation of a GenBank genome assembly. NCBI's taxonomy places the organism in Eukaryota, Metazoa, Rotifera, Eurotatoria, Philodinida, Philodinidae.